Messenger RNA from Dreissena polymorpha, 582 nucleotides. RefSeq lists its product as uncharacterized. The transcript has 2 exons. The record is from RefSeq and is a predicted model, not a curated record. Lineage: Eukaryota; Metazoa; Mollusca; Bivalvia; Myida; Dreissenidae. Bases 128 to 505 code for a protein of 125 amino acids.
AGGUAAAUUUUCCUUGCAUGGAGUGUUUUAUUUAUUUAGCAUGUAGAAUAAGAUCGAGUUUACAUUUCUUCUCCUGACAAUACUAGCAAUCUGAUCAUUGAAAUUCAGGAGGUCGAACAUUGAGACAAUGGACUCAUUGACCCAGAUGGUGAAUAUGUCCUCAGCAUCCAAUGAAGCAGUGAGGUAUCCGGCAUGGAACUGGCGGGAUUGGAAAGGGUUUUUGUCCCGACUGUUUUGUCCUGUACCAGCGAUAAGACAAUAUCAGUACUUCCGCAUGACGACGGAAGAGCCAGGUGUGGUCACAAUGCGCACGAGAGUCGGAUGUCCAGAGGUCAAGGUUACAGUGACUAUGGGUGGCGUCCAUAUUCCAUACCAACAACCGCAGAUUGUAGAGGCCAAAGGACUCAGCCGAAACAGACAGGAGUACUUGUACAAAGUUGUCAGGCCAUAUCUCAGCGAUGCUAACAAGGAUGCUACUUGCCCAUGCCCAGAAACAUCACUAUAGUUAUGUCGUCGCAUCUAUCGCAUCUACGGCGAAAUAUUACACACAUUAUAAUGUCAAUAUUUACAGGCGAAUGACAA